AUGUCGGUGAUGCUAGACAACACUUCGUCCCGGCUCUUCCAAACCACACGCAAUGGAUUUCAAUCCCGCUGCCAGCAGCUCGUUGAUGACAUCCUGCACAAUGGUUUAUCGCUUGAGGAGGAAUUGAGUGAUAGGGUAGGUCAACUUCAUCGGUCACUGGAACAGCUCAAACGAGCUGGACAGAUGAUGGCCAUCGAUUGCCCGACAAACGAGCUCGUGCGUGUUGUACCCGCUGGAUUCUUCACAGUCCUCAUCGACCGCCCUGGACAACCCCCAAUGUCCGAGUUUGACUGGGCUUGCAUCUACACCGCUGACACUUUGAACAUGCUAACAGGUGACCUUUUGCGCCAUAUGUCCCCCGUUGGUGUUGCCCGUAACAUCGAGGCCCAGUCAUUCCUCUGGGACUUAGCUGCUGAGGAUACCGCUCCAGCGCCAUAUGUGAAUGCCCUUCAGAUCCCUCGAGCGGAUCGUUUCGCUCGUAUGAACUCUCGGAUCCCGGUGAGGCCUCGAUCUCCUCCUCCAGUCGAUACUUAUCUAGCUUAUAACCGCCCGGUACCUGGCCCUUACACCCCUGCAUUGCCCCUGCGGCCUAUCCCUGAGUGCGAGCCUGAGCCUGAGCCUGAGUCUCCACCACCUGCUGACAUUAUGGGUCUUUAUAUGAACCCUAGCAUACAGCCACGGUAG
Messenger RNA from Penicillium coprophilum, 684 nucleotides. RefSeq lists its product as uncharacterized. The record is from RefSeq and is a predicted model, not a curated record. The coding region runs from base 1 to 684 and encodes 227 amino acids. Lineage: Eukaryota; Fungi; Ascomycota; Eurotiomycetes; Eurotiales; Aspergillaceae. The transcript has 2 exons.